Molecule: messenger RNA, 1800 nt
Organism: Emericellopsis atlantica
Lineage: Eukaryota; Fungi; Ascomycota; Sordariomycetes; Hypocreales; Bionectriaceae
Product: WD repeat-containing protein slp1
Exons: 1
Coding region: 1-1800 (599 amino acids)
Biological process (GO): anaphase-promoting complex-dependent catabolic process; positive regulation of anaphase-promoting complex-dependent catabolic process; positive regulation of ubiquitin protein ligase activity
Cellular component (GO): anaphase-promoting complex
Molecular function (GO): anaphase-promoting complex binding; protein binding; ubiquitin ligase activator activity
Source: RefSeq, a predicted model, not a curated record
AUGGCAUCUGCAACAGUAUCAACACCGAUCAAGUCCCACAAGGGGCUGUUCAACACCCGCACAGCGGGUGGACGAAUGCCUCUCACUCCAUCACCCCGGCAAAACUCCAACACAACCACCAUCCCCCUCAACCUCGACUCAUCACCCUUCACUCCGGAGAAGCCAGCCAAGUCCACAUACGGUGGUAGCCUCAUGUCCCACCUUUCCAGAUCGACGUCGAAGCCCUCGCAAAGAGACACCACCCGCAGCAGUCACCGUGACUCGCCCAAGUCGAACAUUGCCCGUGUCGUUCACACUCCCCGCAAGGCCCUGGAGCUGGGCGUGUCAGAUUUCACCCUCACAGGCACAGGCAAAACACCUUCCAGCGCCAAGGCAAAGAAGGCCCCCCUGCGCAAGAAGUGCAGCAAGAACACUGUGUCCUAUGGCGCCGAUCGCUUCAUCCCCAGCCGUACAGCAAGCUCAGGGAUCGCCAAUGCCGGCUCCAGCAAAAUCGAUGCGGCUGAGAAGCGCCCCAAGACCAGCAGCGGUUUCAGCUCUUCUGUUCUCAACUCAGCUGCGGACGAUACUGCGGCCGCUCUCGAGGGUCUCAGCAUCAACGACGAGGAGGGCACCGACUACACUCGCCCCUCUCCCAACACUGUCGCCUAUCAAGACUCGCUGGCAAGCGCAUGCGGAGUCAAGCUCAACACACGCAUUCUUGAGUUCAAGCCAGCGCCCCCCGAGUCAUCCAAGCCCAUUGACCUCCGCAAGCAGUACAACCGGCCGCUGAGGCCUGCUACUAGCAGCUCGGCGCAGCUGCGACGUCGCAUUGCGACCGCCCCGGAGAGGGUUCUUGACGCCCCUGGCCUCAUUGACGACUACUACCUCAACCUUUUGGACUGGAGCUCGCAGAACCAGGUGGCCAUUGGAUUGGAGCGCAGUGUCUAUGUCUGGUCCGCGGAUGAAGGCAGUGUAGAGUGCCUCCUGGAGACCACAGCGGACACCUACAUCAGCAGCGUCAAAUGGUCGGGCGAUGGUGCCUACGUCGGCGUUGGUUUGGGGACAGGCGAGGUCCAGAUUUGGGAUGUUGCCGAGUCAACCAAGAUCCGCAGCAUGUACGGCCACGACACUCGUGUCGGUGUUAUGGGGUGGAGCAAGCAUCUCCUCUCCACCGGCGCGCGUAGCGGCCUCGUGUUCAACCACGAUGUUCGGGUCGCCGAGCACAAGGUUGCCGAGCUUGUCUCGCACACGUCUGAGGUCUGCGGUCUUGAGUGGCGAUCAGAUGGUGCGCAGCUUGCUACUGGCGGCAACGACAAUCUAGUCUCCAUCUGGGACGCGCGCUCUCUAUCGGUGCCCAAGUUCACAAAGACCAACCACAAGGCUGCGGUCAAGGCCCUCUCGUGGUGCCCGUGGAACAUGAACCUGUUGGCCACUGGUGGUGGCUCUUACGACCGCCACAUCCACUUCUGGAAUUCGACCUCUGGUGCUCGCGUGAACAGCAUCGACACCGGCUCUCAGGUCACCUCUCUUCGCUGGAGCCAAAACUACCGUGAGAUCGUCAGCUCGAGCGGAUUCCCCGACAACUCUCUCAGCAUUUGGAGCUACCCAACCCUGGUCCGCAAUGUGGAGAUCCCUGCUCACGAGAGCCGUGUGCUGCACAGCUGCCUCAGCCCUGACGGACAGAUGCUCGCAACGGCCGCCGCCGAUGAGAGUCUGAAGUUCUGGAAGGUGUUUGAGAAGAAGGCUGGCGCGCCUGGCAGCAUCAGCGGCUCAGGAUCCACCAGCAAGGCCGAGAUGGCUAAAAGCAUGACCAUUCGCUGA